This is a messenger RNA of Mesorhabditis spiculigera, 912 nucleotides long. Lineage: Eukaryota; Metazoa; Nematoda; Chromadorea; Rhabditida; Rhabditidae. The record is from the annotation of a GenBank genome assembly.
AUGGACUUUGCGGAAGAUCACGUCUGGUCCUCAUACGGCCCCGCUGAUAGUCACACGCUGAAUAAGGCCGUCGACGCGUACUGGGCUUGCAGUGCUGAACUUGUGGUCGCCGAUUGCUCUGACAUUCGUGUGACCGAAAUCGAGGUGGUGGAGACGCUGGAACGUGAGACGUCUUCUCAGGACAGCAGAAUCUCGACGGCCGAGCGGAAGCGGUUAAAUCGCGAAGCAAACGAAGCGGCACGAUUGGCCAAGGAAGAAAGGAAACGGAUCGCUCGGGAGGAACAGGAGCUUGCUCAGGCACGAAAGGCUCGAAAAAGAAAGUUGAGCCAACCGUCACUGAAGGAAAAGACGAGCAAAAAGAUACGCGUGCAGGACAGGCUGAAAAAGUUCUUCGAAGAGCGGGACGCUUAUGCUGCUAGCGUUUCUGGACCUACAGCAGCGCUUUUGCGCUUCCAGGUUCAAGCCCUGCAAGAGACACCCGGCUCUUUCGUACUUCCCGAGAAUUUAAUGCACCCUGGAGUCGGCGAGCAACCUAUCGUCCCCCUGCCAGCCGGGUGCUCGUGGGCAAAAGUGAUCACCGAUCGCGACCCGGUUCCUCUGACGGGCCUCAGCCUAGACUUUUCCGGCACACGCGCUUUUUCCUGGUUAAAAGUGCCAACGCUACUAUCCAAAGAGGAGGCCAUGACGCGAGCAAUCCAGAGCCAAGUUCCGCCUCGGACCGUUUCCGAACUGCCGCUAUCUAACGUUGACGAGCAGGCCAAGCAUUUCGCACAGGCCGAUUUGGCCACACCCGAAUCGAGCUUCCUGGGCGGAAUUUUGUUGCGCAAAGCCAAUGAGGUCGCACCAGAGAAAAGGGAGGAACUCUGGAAACGCCUCGACAGUCUGAUCAACGAGGCUGCCGGUGGACAAGAA